Girardinichthys multiradiatus is the source of this 724-nucleotide messenger RNA. RefSeq names its product gamma-crystallin M3-like. Gene Ontology annotation, biological process: lens development in camera-type eye; visual perception. NCBI's taxonomy places the organism in Eukaryota, Metazoa, Chordata, Actinopteri, Cyprinodontiformes, Goodeidae. The record is from RefSeq and is a predicted model, not a curated record. The transcript is spliced from 3 exons. Bases 85 to 669 code for a protein of 194 amino acids. Gene Ontology annotation, molecular function: structural constituent of eye lens.
UUCAUGUUGCUCUGUCAGGAAUUUGAACAAAGGGGUCAUUUAUCCUUUUGGAUGCAAAGUCAGGUAUAAAAGCAGCAGGAGCACAUGGAUAAAAUUGGGCAGUCAUUUGCAUCCAAAACAGUUGCCAGUAUAGCCAUGACCAUGGGCAAGAUCAUCUUCUACGAGGAAAGGAACUUCCAGGGUCGCUCCUAUGAGACCAGCAGCGACUGUGCUGACAUGUCCUCCCACCUGAGCAGGUGUCACUCCUGCAGAGUGGAGAGCGGCUGCUUCAUGGUCUACGACCACACAAACUUCAUGGGAAACCAGUUCUUUGUGAGGAGAGGAGAGUACUCUGACUAUCAGCGCAUGGGCAUGAGCGAUUGUAUUAGGUCUUCCCGUAUGAUCCCCAUGCACAGAGGCCAGUUCAGGAUGAGGAUCUAUGAGAGGGAGGACUUUGGUGGUCAGAUGCAUGAGCUGAUGGACGACUGUGACUCCAUUGUGGACCGCUACCGCAUGUCUGACUGCAUGUCCUGCCAUGUGAUGGACGGUCACUGGCUGAUAUAUGAGCAGCCCAACUACAGAGGCAGGAUGAUGUACCUGAGGCCUGGAGAGUACAGGAGCUUCAAGGAGAUGGGAAUGAGUGGGAUGAGGUUCAUGAGCAUGAGGAGGAUCAUGGAUUCCUGUUAUUAGACCUGUUCAAUGUUACAACACAAGCUUUCAAAUAAAAUGUGGCGAUUCUCUUUUA